Aspergillus japonicus CBS 114.51 is the source of this 3589-nucleotide messenger RNA. RefSeq lists its product as uncharacterized. Gene Ontology annotation, biological process: DNA-templated transcription; regulation of DNA-templated transcription. The coding region runs from base 208 to 3150 and encodes 980 amino acids. Lineage: Eukaryota; Fungi; Ascomycota; Eurotiomycetes; Eurotiales; Aspergillaceae. The record is from RefSeq and is a predicted model, not a curated record. Gene Ontology annotation, molecular function: DNA binding; zinc ion binding; DNA-binding transcription factor activity, RNA polymerase II-specific. The transcript has 3 exons.
CUUCACACCACACUUUAUUCACCCACUCACCCCCAGACCGUCCCCCAAAAUCGUCCCUCAAUCAAUCUACCUUGAAGCUUGCGCCACUUGCUAUUUUGCCCCUUCUUCUGACAUCUCCUCUCCCCCAAUUGCAUGCAAUUUCUCAAAUGGGUUAUACUCCUUCUGCCCCCGAUAUAAUUCAGCAGCAGCUUCAGCAGCUUCAGCAGCAUGGAGGACUCGUCGGGCUCAUUCUUCCUCGGCUUUUCCUCCGUCAAUGAUUCCGAGUCGCGCACUGACAACACCACUGCCACCACCUAUACCAACACCCCCAGCGGCAGCAGCGGUGUUGGCGGUGCCGGAGGAGGAGCAGCAGGGGGCUUCCUCAGCAGUCGAAGUGGGAGCUCCGACUGGUCGUGGGAAAUCAUAAGCAAUUCCGCCUUGCCCCCAGGCUUGCCCCCAGGCUUGCAACCUGCCACUGCUACUCAUACCGCGAACUUCCCAGCCCCCUCGCACGCUUUGCCUCUCCCUCUCCCACCGCCCCUCCCGACUACGACCACUAUCACCAGCACCGCCUCUCGACAGCCCAAGCGCGAUCGCUCGGAGCAUCAGCACCAGCAGGAGCAAUCCCGCUCCCGCAACCGUCCCAUCGCUCGUCAUCAAUCCUCCUCCUCCUCGUCCCAUGACAUCGCCUUCGCCGGCCCGUCCAGACUGGCCGGCAAGGUGGCUAUCCCCCGCACCACCAGCUUCAACAACCAGACCCAGCGCCGUCGAUCCACGCGGGCAUGUGAACCCUGUCGCUUGCGGAAGAUCAAGUGCGAGGGGGACAAGCCAAUCUGUCAGCAGUGUGCCGAACACAGCGUGACCUGUACUUAUGUCGAAGUGAAGCGGGUGCGGGACCAGAAGAAACUGUGCUCGUUGACCAGUAAGGUGGGGAUCUAUGAGCAGCUGUUGCAGGAGGUGGAACCCACCACGGACGAAGACACGGCGAGGAGGAUCCGGAGGGCGUUGAGGCUACGGGUCUCCGAUGGGACCACGCCAGAAGAGCCGCCGCCGAAAGAGAACGAGGGGUCUGAGUCGGAUUCCUCGUCCAUUGGCUCGCUCAAUGAGUUGGAUAGGGUGGAUGAGGAUCUGAACCGCAGUGAACGGGCCGUCGCGACAGGAUUCUUUGGGAAGAAUUCGGAGGUGUCCUGGUUGCAGAAGCUGGAGGACGAGGCCGAGCUGCGUAACCAACAGAUGGAGGAACUCAACGAGGUGGACAGCAACAACAAUGCGUCGGACGGGCAGCAGCAGAUGCAGCAGCUCCUGCUGGUCCCGCAGCCAGCCCAGAAGCAGGAGACGCCCAUUGCCGCCCUGAAUUACUACCUAGAUGACCUCGACAUCCCCGUCAUGGCGGAAGUCGACCCGUACGCGCUCCCGCCCAAGGACGUCGCUAACCGCCUCUUCCGGUUCUACAUGGAGAGUGUGCAUCCGUCCUUCAAUGUGAUCAGCAAAGUGUUCUUUGUCUCCCAGUAUUCGCAAUUCGUCAUUCAGGGCAAUCGGCAGAUUGAACCGGGUGACCGGUGGCGAGCCGUCCUGAACAUGAUCUUCGCCAUCGGGAGCCGCUUCUGCCAGUCGGUGUAUGGGAAGAAGGGGGGUGACUACGAUGAUGUGAUGUAUUUGAACCGAGCACGGAAGCUGACCCUAGGCGAGAAUGUCAUUUUCGAGCAUGCCAAUCUCCAACAGAUCCAGGCGGAGUUCUUGGUGGCGUUCUACUUCCUUUCCAUGUGUCAGGUCAAUCGCUCCUUCAAGUUUUCGAGCAUGGCCUUUCGGUCAGCCGUUUCACUGGGUAUAAACCUCCGCCUGGAGAAUAGUGAUACGUCGCGGGCUGCCAAAGAGGCUCGCUGCCGUCUGUGGUGGUCGAUCUAUCUCCUCGAGCAUCUCUUGACGGCCAUAACCGGCCGCGUCUCCUGCGUUGGGGAGGGCCUCAGUGCGACACCACUGCCAAUUCCAUUCGAGGAGGAGGCCUGGAACAGCCCAGAGGUUCGGCCCGUCCUAGAAGACCCGGCUCUGCGGAUGAGCCGUCUCAAGCUCACCCUCCUUCAAAACGAGCUCGAAGCUACCACCACGGCCUCGUGGCUCGCAACCUGUGCGCCCAGUCCGUCCCUCUUCUUCCACCUCCUCGUGGACCUCUGCAGCAUCACGCAGGCGAUCAUCAACAGAGUCUAUAGCAUCCAGGGCUUGCGCGACCGCGCCAGCCAGGUGGAACAGCGCAUUCGCAAAUAUGACAACACCCUGAAAGUCUGGCUCAUAAAGGUCCCGGCGCCGUACCGGUUCACCGUGAGCGACCAGGACGAUACGUUCUAUAUCCCCCCACACCUGCAGAAAUCCCACGAGCGUGAACGGACAUCGCUCGCCAUCAGCUAUUACAGCGCUCGCAUCACACUCUCGCGGCCCUGUCUCACGCGGUCCGGCCUCAAGUCCGGGUCGAUGUCCCCCAACCCGGCGCAUGCCUCAUCCUCGGGCCAAAACGCCGCCCACAACUCCUCGACACGGAGCCAGUUCCGCAACGAGAUGGCCCGCAACUGCGUCCGCUCCGCCUGCUCGCUGCUCUCCGUCCUGCCGGACACCCCGGACCUGCCGUGGCUGAUCUCGGUCACCCCCUGGUGGUGCAUCCUGCACUACAUCAUGCAGGCCACGACCGCGCUGCUUCUCCACCUGUCGUGCUGCCCGCCCGUGCUCCCGUCCACCGGCGGCGAGGAGUACGUCGACACCACCACCAGCGCCAUCUCCAACCACCAACCGCCCACGGCGCUCGCCGACAUCCACACCAUGACCCACCAGAUGAAGAAGGCCCUCCGCUGGCUCCACCACCUGUCGUUCACCCACACCGCCGCGCGGCGCGCGUUCCGGCAGUGCUACAGCGUUGUGCAGCGGAUCGCCCCGAGCAUUGGGAUUGAUAUCAGCGAUAUCCCGGACGGGAGAGACCUUCCUGUGGAUGAGGAUAUUUUCUCGCAAAAGGAUGAGGAUACUCUCGCCCAGAAGGACGCGGACACUUCCGUCCGGAACGAUGAGGACACUUUCGCCCAGAACGACGCGGAAGACUACGAAUCAACCGCCAUGCAGAUCGACGAGGAACCUCCGGCCCUUGACGUCGACGGUCAAAUCGACGGCCAGAUGGAACAAAUGCUGUGAAUACGACACCAUCGAAGUACUAUUACGUAGAUAUAUAUAUAUAUAGUUGAUCAAGUUUACGCGCGGAGUUUAUUCUAAAGCCAAGCGAGCGAAAUGGUGUCUGUCAUUCCAGAGCGAGGCGUAUCGAUUUCUUUCUUACUGUUGUGUUCUUCUGGUUCUGUUUGAUUUCUUUUGUAUAUUAUUUCGGCUAACCCUGCUUGAACCCUUGUUUGUUUCUGAGUUCUAUUGAAAUUAACAGCCCAGCUCAACAAACCUGUCCCUCCAGCGCAAUUUGUCGCCCCGUCUGUACAAGAUGGAUGAGGCCGAUCUUGACCAAGCCUGUUUUUCACCCGUCUGGCUGGCUGGCUGGCUGGCUACUACAUUUUCCUGUUGGCAGGAGCUAGGUAUGGUAUGGUAUAUCUAUAGACUGUGCAAUACAAUACCAGUGGCGUGCACCGGU